AUGAUCUUUUCAUUCCAGUCUGUUCCAUUCGUUACCCAGUUCCUUGGUGGAGUCAAGGAUGACACUGUGGUUAUUAUCAAUGGCGAUAUCCUACCUUCAGCUAAAAGCGUUACAGUAAAUUUCCAAACUGGUAGUAAUGAAAAUGACGACAUCCCCUUCCAUUUAAAUUUUCGCAUUGAUGAAGGAUUGGUUGUCUCCAACACAAGGCAAAAUGGAAUCUGGGGGACGGAGGAACGUAAAUUUCAGGUUCCAUUUACUAAGUGGCACCCUUUUGAAUUCCGGAUUAUCAUCACAAGCAAAGACUAUAAAGUUUCUGUGGAUAGAAAUCUAUUUACGGAAUAUGCUCACAGAAUUCCUAUAGAACAAGUCAAAACUUUAGCAGUAAAUGGUGAUAUUGCUCUGAAAAGUGUGGCGAUCGAAGCACAAGGGGGAUUAUCCCAUGAAAAGUUUGAUGUGAAUUUCCGGACUGGUGAUGUACAGAAGAGUGAUAUUGCCUACCAGUUUAAUCCUCGUUUGGAGGAAGGACAAGUUAUUAGCAAUGGAAGGAGAAAUAACAAUUGGCUGCAGAGUGAAGCGAAGUCCGAGAUGCCAUUUGCUAGGGAAAAACCUUUCGAACUCCGGUUCCUAGUUACAGAUGAGUCAUAUAAAGUUUAUGUGAAUGGAAAUUACUUUUUGGAUUACAAUCACAAAAUUCCUCUGAACCAGGUCAACACUUUAGCAAUAAUGGGCUGUGUUAUCCUAAACAGAGUUGAGAUACAAGCAGAAGCGGUGAACACAUCCCAAAGUAAGAAACUCAGCUCAGAGGUGGACCAUGUGCUGUGGAUCAGCUCCAUAAUGCGCCAUAUCUGUGUUGAAGUGAUGUGGUCUAAUUUGAAUGAUUUUUACAGGUGCGGAGUGGAAAGGUCUCAGGUCUAUUCUUGCAACAAAUUUAUCAAUAGGGAUAAGGUGCAACUUUUGGAAAACCUCAAUUAA
Bufo bufo (common toad) is the source of this 972-nucleotide messenger RNA. Its product is annotated as galectin-9-like. The transcript is spliced from 8 exons. Gene Ontology annotation, molecular function: carbohydrate binding. NCBI's taxonomy places the organism in Eukaryota, Metazoa, Chordata, Amphibia, Anura, Bufonidae. Bases 1 to 972 code for a protein of 323 amino acids. The record is from RefSeq and is a predicted model, not a curated record.